UUGAGCUCCCACCGCGAACAGGCCCCCCCAUUGGUCUCUUCUGACUGUAUCAUUCAAUCAUGGCUGGCGCACUAUCGAUGUUCCAGAAGCUUCUCUUCGUCGGCUCGCUACUAGUGGGAACCUCUUUGGAGUCUGCCAUACCGUGCGAUGACUCGGAAGCUGAGGUAGGGACUUUGGUCAGUGCAAAAUGGGAACCCCGAACUCCGGAGCAAACUCUGUACGCAUACGUCCGCUGUCUCAAUGACUCAUCGGCCAGCAUAGAACAGAAGAUCAACUGGGUCAAGUGGCACCCGGAUACCACCUACGAGAGUCAAUGCUACGUGAAGUGUGUCAGUGAAGAAUUGCGGCUGUAUGAUCCAAAGGAGAAACGCUUUCUACCGGAGAGGUUCGUACAGCAGGCGGAAUCGUUCUUCUACGCGGACCCGGAACAGCUGCAAACCUUGAGGACGAACGCUGAACCCAUGUUGGCUGGGGCUUUGGAGGACAAUUCAUGUGAAUCGGUGUUCAACAAGUACGAUACGUUCUACACAACCCACCACAAUACGAUCCUGAGGAUGUUCCACGGAGACUACAGGGACAUCGGAACGACCUAUGCAACGCUCGGAGACCGGGUCAAGCAGAUCGGCCAAAUGUAUGUGGAUUACUGCGAAAAACGUACCGGAGCCAAGUGGGACGAAAAGCACAGCUGCCCCUCGGCCGCUCUGUUGGAUUGCAUUUUCCGUGGAUUCCGCUGGAUUACGGAGGAAGGUGCCGUCAAUGUCAACGAAAUUCGCCGCGAUUACGAUGCGGCCGGGCAGGGUAGUGAUAAGGCGGACCACUGUGAUUCAGCGACGGGGGGUGCACGUAGCCUCUAUAAUUGUCUGCGCGAUAAGGGAGCUGACGAGUUGGUCCUGGUGAUGCUAGAGCGAAAUCAGAAGACGGCAUUUUACUUUGAUCUGACGUCUAAAGAGGAACCGUGGAAGUCGGCCGUUGAAUUUGCCACCAAUCUGUAGGUUGGUGUUAGAAAAGUGAUUGCAAAAUAAGGUAACUUCUUCGGUUAGUGCAAAUCACUGUUGUUUGUAAGAUUUCCACUGAAUUCGUAUUCAGAAACAUAUGAGACUAAUAAAUAUAUGGAAUUUUAUUGUG
This is a messenger RNA of Ochlerotatus camptorhynchus, 1125 nucleotides long. Its product is annotated as long form salivary protein D7L1-like. Bases 60 to 992 code for a protein of 310 amino acids. The record is from RefSeq and is a predicted model, not a curated record. The transcript is spliced from 2 exons. NCBI's taxonomy places the organism in Eukaryota, Metazoa, Arthropoda, Insecta, Diptera, Culicidae. Gene Ontology annotation, biological process: sensory perception of smell. Gene Ontology annotation, molecular function: odorant binding.